UGUCAAUGUCAUCAUUGAUUAUUUUACACAUUUGAUCGAUUCCGAUAUAUUUUUGCUAUUUUAUCCGCUUUUGUGGCAAUUUUCUAAGCAAAAGGUAUGGUAAACCUGGCUGAUGCGCUAAUGAUUAAUACGGUGACAGAUGGGGCUAUGAAUUUCUUACGCAAUAUCGGUGUUUUCAAGGCGAAAUCAGUCAACCAAGUACCAGCUCCAAUAAUUGUUAAAAUGCCACUAUGGGAACUCGCUCAAGAGGCAGGGCCUUUUGUGAGGCUGGCCGGGCUGAGCGGCGCCGCUGCUGUGGUGCUCGGAGCAAUGGGCGCCCACCGAACAUUCCCUGAAACAGACACAAAGGAAGACCUUAGAAAAAUAUUUGAUACAGCUAAUAGAUUUCACUUCCUUCACACGCUCGCCUUGAUGACUGUACCACUAUGCAGACGACCUUAUGUUGCUGGUGCUUUCUUCGUAGCUGGUAUGGGCUUGUUCUGCGGCACUUGUUACUACCAUGCGUUCACGGGAGACAAAUGCUUCCGGCGACUCACCCCCAUCGGUGGAUCUUGUCUCAUUUUAGGCUGGAUAGCUAUGGUACUGUGAGCAGUAGCUAUCAUAGUCAUUUAUAUUAUAUCUAUGUGGUUGUCUUGUAAUGUCAAAAUAAGCUAUUUUAGUGUAGGAUAAUAGUGAAUUUAAUUCAUUAGACUUCUAUGUAUGUUCUAUGAAUAUUUUCAAACUACAAUUCCAUUGAUGAAAUAAGAUUUUAUUUACAGACAAAUGUUUCUAUGGUAGGUACAUAUUUCAUAAUAUUAUAUUUUAAUGGUAAUUUGGUAAUUUAUAGGCAUAGACAAGUAAUUUAUUGCACAUGUAUUAUCAUCAUUACAUGCUAAACUUAUGAGUACAGAAUUAAAUUUACUCAUGUAAUGUGUCAAGUUAGUUUAUAAUUUAUGGGAUUAUAUUAUAAAAUCAAUACAUGUGGUUUUCUUUCUCUGCAUCUUAUAAAAUUUGAUAAUCUAAUAACAGAUUUCUAAAUGUGCUGUGCAGAGAACAGCUGUUUUAACACAAUUUAGCACAGCAGAGAUAACAACUAAGUGAUGUUUCAUUUUUCCUUGUGUGACUAGAACAAAAUGUAAUAAAAAUGGAUGGACUUCACUAGAGAAAGUUUUAUAUAAAAUGAAGUUUACCUAUGUGGCACGAAAUUCUGACUGAUUUAUUUGCUUAUGAGAUACCUGCUGAUGCAUUUGCUGUCUUCCUACAGGUUGACAGUGAACACUGGGUCGAUGCGAUAAUCAUCACGGCCACUACGGUUAUGCCCCUAUGAGAAAUUAAGCAUGUUAGUUGACAAAUAAAACAAAAGGUUGAUCAAUAUUGUUUACAUGGUUUUAUUGAAAUUGUUACAUAUUAAAUUUUGCACUUUUUCUUUACUCAUUAAUCAUACUUAAAGUUAAUCAAAACAUACACCGUUUGGUAAUAAAUGCUAUUGAAGUUCAUAGGACUCUAGAAGAUUUUCUGUGGUCCAUCAAACAGCUUGCGUAAUCGUAUAAUAUAUGUUACCUAAAACUAUAAACAGUGGUAGCGGUACUUCGGCGACGGGGCGCCGCGUCGCGGGCGUCGGACGAGGCGGGCGCGUCGCUCGAUCACAUAUACUAUUU
This is a messenger RNA of Ostrinia furnacalis (Asian corn borer), 1637 nucleotides long. RefSeq names its product transmembrane protein 256 homolog. NCBI's taxonomy places the organism in Eukaryota, Metazoa, Arthropoda, Insecta, Lepidoptera, Crambidae. The record is from RefSeq and is a predicted model, not a curated record. The transcript is spliced from 3 exons. Gene Ontology annotation, cellular component: membrane. The coding region runs from base 97 to 588 and encodes 163 amino acids.